AUGGCCGUUGCACGCUCGAUGCGCCGUACGAGUCCUGUCAGCCUCGUUUUGGCUGCGCUACUGGCCUUCGGCUUCAUCGUUUUCAUGCUAUCGCCCUCAUCGCCCUCCGCCUCCGCCUCCGCCGUCUCAUCGCACCAGCGCCAGCAAGACGCCGCUGAACACCCUCUCUCCCCUCCCACCAAGCCCUUCCUCAAGUCCCAGCCCGUUCGCAGCGAUGGCAUCCAGGCAGCCCCGCCGGUCGUGCACUACAACCUCAACAAUCUGACCAGCACGAGCGACUCGAUCGCCAACCGCGAGCGAAUCCUCAUCCUCACCCCGCUGGCCCGCUUCUACCAAGAAUACUGGGACAACCUGGUCAAGCUGAGCUACCCGCACGAGUUGAUCUCGCUGGGAUUUAUAGCACCCAAAUCCAAGGAUGGAAACGCAGCUGUUGCGGCGCUGGAGAAAGCUAUCGCCCGCACGCAAUCGGGCCCGAUUGAUACCCGCUUCGCGAGCAUUUCAAUCCUGCGUCAGGACUUCGAUCCGCCGCUCCAGUCGCAGGACGAGAAGGUCCGGCACAAGAUGUCCUCGCAGAAGGAGCGCCGCGAGUCUAUGAGCCGCGCCCGCAACAGUCUCGUGUUCACCACCAUGGGUCCGAGUACAUCGUGGGUGCUCUGGCUAGAUGGGGACAUCGUCGAGACACCCUCGUCUCUCAUCCAGGAUUUGACGAGGCAUGAUCAGCCUGUCAUUGUGCCGAACUGCUACCAGCGGUACUACGACUCGGAUUCCAGGAAAUGGGACAUUCGUCCCUACGACUACAACUCAUGGAUCGAUAGCGAACAUGCCCAGAGGCUGGCUGCGGAGAUGGGACCCGACGACAUCUUGCUGGAGGGGUAUGCGGAGCUGCCUACAUACCGCACCCUCAUGGCCUUCUUGGCUAACUUGAAGGACCUGGAUCCGGAGCGUAUGGUGGCUCUCGAUGGUGUCGGCGGCACAGCCCUCAUGGUCAAGGCCGACGUUCACCGUGACGGUGCCAUGUUCCCUGCCUUCCCGUUCUACCACCUUGUUGAGACCGAAGGAUUUGCGAAGAUGGCCAAGCGGCUAGGGUAUGCAGUCUUUGGGCUGCCAGAUUAUUUCGUAAGUGACAAGUGUCCCUGUCCUUCAUUCCUGUCGAAGAUCCUCGCUUUUAACAUCUAA
Molecule: messenger RNA, 1176 nt
Organism: Penicillium canariense
Lineage: Eukaryota; Fungi; Ascomycota; Eurotiomycetes; Eurotiales; Aspergillaceae
Product: mannosyltransferase complex subunit MNN9
Exons: 1
Coding region: 1-1176 (391 amino acids)
Biological process (GO): protein N-linked glycosylation; cell wall mannoprotein biosynthetic process
Cellular component (GO): mannan polymerase complex
Molecular function (GO): alpha-1,6-mannosyltransferase activity
Source: RefSeq, a predicted model, not a curated record